Messenger RNA from Pungitius pungitius (ninespine stickleback), 3006 nucleotides. RefSeq names its product HEAT repeat containing 3 (gene heatr3). The transcript is spliced from 15 exons. Lineage: Eukaryota; Metazoa; Chordata; Actinopteri; Perciformes; Gasterosteidae. The record is from RefSeq and is a predicted model, not a curated record. Gene Ontology annotation, biological process: ribosomal large subunit biogenesis; protein import into nucleus. Bases 119 to 2146 code for a protein of 675 amino acids.
ACUUUACGGCAGGCAACACUUCCACAUGGCCUCCAACCAGCCCGGAACUGUCGCGUGUGUGUUGCGUCGUGGUCGCGAGGUCUUGAGUGUACAAUUAGGAAAGAAAUAAGGGCUCAAAAUGGGUAAAAGUAAAACCACUAAGUUUAAACGGCCGAAGUUCAACGCAGUCGGAUUGCCGGCGGAUGCGGUGAAGGAAGCGGACGCCGAGGAAGAAGAGCACGGGGACGAUAGCUGUCCUGCGGCGGAGCUGCUGGAGAAACUGCAAAGCCCCAGCGCCGACGUGCGGGAGUUCGCCUGCGCCAGCAUCUCUCGGGUGGUGCAGCAGAGUCAGACCAUCCCGGCGUUCCUGCAGCGGGACGCGAUCCGCCGCCUGGGGCCCAUGCUGAUGGACACCAGCCUGGCGGUCAGGGAGACGGCGGCCGGGGCGCUCAGGAACCUGAGUGCAUGCGGGGGCCAGGAGGUGUGCGAGGACAUGGUGAAGCACGACGUAAUGACUCCUCUGUCAGCGCUGCUUAGAGAGAGCUGUGCCGGUUUCGAGAGCGCCGCCGUGGCGACGGCGGACAAGAAGAACGCCGUGGAGGACGUAGCCAACGAGGCCGUGAACCUGUUGUGGAAUCUGUGUGAGAGCAGCAGCCAGUCGCUGUCCGUGUUCAACAAAGCGGGCCUUCUGGAUUUGGUGGUGCAGUGUUUGGAGAGACACCCACACAACGUCGAACUGGCCAUAUCUGCGGCCCACUGUUUGCACACUGUGACUGAGGACAACCCGGAGCUGCUCUGCAGCCUGAACGCCGCUGUGCUCGCAGUCGUGGAGAGCGUGUUGCUGACGUCUCAGCCCGGCAUGGCACACAUUCUCCUCAGGACAUUGGCCGCAGGGACUCUGUGGAACAUGAAGGGCAGUUUACCUGCGACCCGCCAGGCCCAGACACUCAACGCCGUGGUGGCCACCUUGUCCAGGUGCCUGGAUCUGGACCCAGGAACGCUGAUACCCGAACUGAGGCGAGCAGAAGAGGCUCGUCACAGAGAUGCACCCGCUGCGGAGGACCAGGCUGUGGCGGAGAUGGAGGAGGAGGAGGAGGAGGAGGAAGCAGCAGCACCGAAACGCAAGAGGAAUGGAAAGGCUGUGAGGGUUGAUAACGACUUCUCUGACCUUUUGCCUGGGGACAAGGAGGAGCUGAAGGAGGCCGCGGCCUUGCUGACAGCCCAGCAGACGUCCUUGGAGAUCAUCGUCAACAUGUGCUGCUCCGACGAUCCUUCUGACGACGAGUGGGAGGAGGAGUCGAGCAGCGACGAGUGCGACACGGGACCCGAUGGCCUUUGCGACGGAGUGUGCAGUCUCAUGUCCCCGCUGUGUUUGUCGGCCGAGGUGCACGAGGCCCUCAUCCACCACAGCAUCCCAGAAAAGGUCCUCAAAAAGACAGAGUUCCCCAGAAAGGAAGCGAUGGAUGUGUGCCAACAGAUUCCCUCCUGGAGAGGCCUGAUCAAAAAGGUGCAGCGGGUGCAGUCCCGGGCGCUGACGUGCCUGCACAGCAUCCUCUCCGCCAUGGACGCCGAGUCGCUGGGAGGAGCGGCGGCCCUGCAGGAAGCAGCUCAGCACCUUUCCACGCUGGUUUUUGGCGCAGCAGAGAUACCCAAAGACGAGGAGUUCCUGGAGGCCGUCAUAAGCGCGAUGCGGUCUUUGUUACAGAUGAUUGCCUCCAAAAACAUCUCCCAGUGUAUGACCCCCCAGCAGCUGAUGAGUCUGAGCGAAGCUGCCACCCGCUGCGAUGUUGUCAGUGUGAGAGUCAACGCCGUCGCCAUUUUGGGCAUCACUGGCAGCACGUUGGCCAAAGAGAAGGACACUGCUGUAACCCUUCAGAUGAUUGGAAACGCCUUGCUUCAGGUCGCCACAAAGGACGCCAACCUGGUUGUGAACGGAGAAGCCCUGGACGCCCUGUUUGAUGUCUUUGCCGAUGGAGACGAGGCGGAGACGGCAUCCAAAAACAUCCAUUUACUACCAGCACUGAAGGCCCUUCAGCCUGUAUUCAGAGCUAAGAUUCGUAAAGAAGGAAGAGGCAAGUACAGCCCCCAGCAGCUGUGUGUGCUCGACAACAUCAAAGUCAACCUGAGAAGAUUCAUUGGUUAUCUGGAGAAGUUGGUGAAGAAAUAACUAUUAGACAUGUGCAAUCAGUUGAAUCGGUAUGCUUUGGAAAGAUAUUCUAACGGCAGAACAAAACAGAAUGCUUCUUUGAAACCAAUUAAGUAUUUAUUUCAUGUUGGUAGUAUACCAUUUGUUUUAAUCGGUUUCAAUGUUUAUAUUCUCUAAAUAAUGAUUUAACGUGAUACUUUAUGAUGUGUAGUGAAUCAGAUUUUUUAGUUAGUACAGAGUCUUUUUAUUCUUUAAAAAAAAAGAUUUUGCUCAUUUGGUUAAUAUGCAUCAUUUCACCCAAAAUGGUUGUCAGACCUGAAUUUGAAGAAGUUCAUGUACCUCAGUGACAGUCUACUUUUCAGGGCCCUUUAAAGGAAUAUGGAUAUUGUGUAAUAAUUCAUUCAGUCGUUAAAAAGAAACACAAUUAAAUGUACUGUAAAUUCAGCAUCCUACUAAGCUGAGAGGGUUUGCAUUCUCACCCUGGGGCCAUGGGGCAGAUGUAUUUGUCUUAUUACAUUUAAACAUUCGUUACCUCUGCCACUCUGAGGUCCCUCUGCUUCCCAUCUCUUGGCAUUCAUUUCUUAUUCUAGCAAACGGCACUCUAAUGCGUGGAGUUGUAACUUUUGCAGUGGUAUUUGUGUGACUUCCUCUGUCUGCAAGUCACUAAGCGAGACUUUCUACUGAAAGCAUUAUUUUCGUGAAAUAGAUUUGGUUUCACCAAUAACUAUUAAUUGCUAUUUUACAACUGCAGAUAUUUUAAACCUGGCAUAGUGCCAUCUUUUUUUAUAAUGCUUAGAAUGUCCAGCUACUGCAGUAUGGUAAAGAUUUAAUAGUGACUUGCACCCAAAAAUGCCAUUUAAUAAAAAUGAAGAUGUCAAUAA